AGAAUAUUGCAUCAUCUCCUGUAGGACCCUUUUCUUUUUAUUCAUUCAUAAAAGAAGAACGAGAUAAUACAUUUCUAUCGUAAAAUUCAAAAGGACACAUGAUAAAACAGCUGAUUUUUGAUAACUGCAAAGUUUUACUAGUGAUAAUACAAUAGAAAACUCGUACUGCGUAGAAUUCGGUGUAUUAAAUCAUUCAAGCAAUCUCCGCAGCAUACUGAAAUUCCUUUUAUGUUCAAGAUGGCGGGUGACGAGUCUGGAAUAACGCUGGGUCAGCCUCAUCUUUCCAAACAAGAUUUAAAUUCGCUGGAUGUGUCCAUCCUGACCCCUCUCUCCCAAGAGAUCAUCAGCAGACAGGCCACCAUCAACAUUGGCACCAUUGGUCAUGUGGCCCACGGAAAGUCAACGGUGGUCAAGGCCAUCUCAGGUGUUCACACUGUCCGCUUCAAGAACGAGCUGGAGAGGAACAUCACCAUCAAGCUAGGUUACGCUAACGCCAAGGUGUAUAAGCUGGACGACCCCAGCUGUCCCAGGCCAGAGUGCUACAGGUCGUGUGGCUCCAGUACUCCUGAUGAGUUCCCUACAGACAUCCCUGGAACCAAGGGCAACUUCAAACUGGUCAGACAUGUGUCCUUCGUGGACUGUCCCGGUCACGACAUUCUGAUGGCCACCAUGCUGAACGGAGCGGCUGUCAUGGACGCUGCCCUCCUGCUCAUUGCGGGUAACGAGUCAUGUCCCCAGCCCCAGACCUCUGAGCACCUGGCUGCCAUAGAGAUCAUGAAGCUCAAACACAUCCUGAUCCUCCAGAACAAGAUCGAUCUGGUCAAGGAGAGCCAGGCCAAAGAGCAGUACGAACAGAUCCUAGCCUUCGUACAGGGUACAGUGGCAGAGGGAGCACCUAUCAUUCCUAUCUCAGCACAGUUGAAGUACAACAUAGAGGUGGUGUGUGAAUACAUUGUCAAGAAGAUCCCUGUCCCCAUCAGAGACUUCACCUCAGAACCCAGACUCAUCGUGAUCCGGUCAUUUGACGUCAACAAGCCGGGUUGUGAGGUAGAUGACCUGAAAGGAGGCGUGGCUGGAGGUAGUAUACUAAAAGGCGUGCUCAAGGUGGGACAGGAGUUGGAGGUACGUCCAGGCAUUGUGUCUAAGGACCAUGAGGGGAAGCUGAUGUGUAAACCCAUCUUUUCCAAGAUCGUCUCUCUGUUCGCUGAACACAACGACCUGCAGUAUGCGGCACCCGGAGGACUCAUUGGUGUUGGCACUAAGAUUGACCCGACCCUGUGCAGAGCUGACCGUAUGGUUGGUCAGGUGCUGGGAGCGGUCGGCGCGCUACCAGAGAUCUUCACAGAGCUGGAAAUCUCCUACUUCCUGUUGAGGAGGCUUCUGGGAGUCCGCACUGAAGGAGACAAGAAGGCUGCCAAGGUCCAGAAGCUGUCUAAGAACGAGGUGUUGAUGGUGAACAUCGGCAGUCUGUCUACGGGCGGCAGAGUGAGUGCAGUGAAGGCUGAUUUGGCUAAGAUCGUCCUGACCAACCCCGUCUGCACCGAGGUCGGAGAGAAGAUUGCGCUCAGUCGUCGUGUGGAGAAACAUUGGCGUCUGAUUGGCUGGGGCCAGAUCAGGAGGGGGGUGACCAUCACCCCCACGGUGGACGACGACUGAGGAACCAGACAGGAAGUGUGUCUUCAUGGCAACACCCUCUCAACCAGACGACAUGCCCAACAUACUCUUUUUCAUACACCAACACCUGUUCAAGUUGAAAAAGAGAAUACCUGCCCCAGGAGGGGGAAGGGAGGAGGCUGCAUCGCAAUAGUCUAAACUGGCUUCAUCACUUUGUCUUCUCUCAUCUGCACUUAUAAAGACCUGGGACAGGGGAAAGCAGAUUACUUGUAUUAGAAAUCUACUGCUUACCUGUCUUGUUUUCAGAUCAGUGCAGACGAAGGAGAAUAGACGAGGAGAGGAAGCCACAGUAGAGUAUUGAGAUACGUCCAGGGAGGGGUAAGGGAAGGUAGCUGGUCAGGGGUUUUAAGAUGAGUCUCCCAAAGCAGGACUGUGACUGACUGAACAGGGGGCAACACUCACAAUGCUACAGAUGGCAAUGUAAUGGAUAGAGCUGAGAUGACACGAGUCCCUAUUCAUUCCACCUGAUGGAAAAUCCUGUCUUGUUAUAUUUCUAUCUGGCUGUACAGUAAGCGUUGCUCCCUCCGGAAUAAGCCCUGCCACAGACGGGAGAGGAACAGAGGGUUGAUAGUGCUGUGUGUGUUCUGCUGUCAACUGCUUUCAGUGGAAUCUAAUAAAAUGCACAUUUGGAACAAAA
Molecule: messenger RNA, 2311 nt
Organism: Salmo salar (Atlantic salmon)
Lineage: Eukaryota; Metazoa; Chordata; Actinopteri; Salmoniformes; Salmonidae
Product: eukaryotic translation initiation factor 2 subunit 3
Biological process (GO): formation of translation preinitiation complex
Cellular component (GO): cytosol; eukaryotic translation initiation factor 2 complex
Molecular function (GO): GTPase activity; tRNA binding; translation initiation factor activity
Source: RefSeq, a predicted model, not a curated record